This is a messenger RNA of Zymoseptoria tritici IPO323, 594 nucleotides long. RefSeq names its product ubiquitin-40S ribosomal protein S31. Gene Ontology annotation, molecular function: protein tag activity; ubiquitin protein ligase binding; structural constituent of ribosome. The record is from RefSeq and is a predicted model, not a curated record. The transcript has 3 exons. Gene Ontology annotation, cellular component: nucleus; cytoplasm; ribosome. Bases 32 to 499 code for a protein of 155 amino acids. Gene Ontology annotation, biological process: protein ubiquitination; modification-dependent protein catabolic process; translation. NCBI's taxonomy places the organism in Eukaryota, Fungi, Ascomycota, Dothideomycetes, Mycosphaerellales, Mycosphaerellaceae.
UGCAUUUUCGAAGACGCAUAUUGCUGAGACCAUGCAGAUCUUCGUGAAGACCCUCACGGGCAAGACGAUCACCCUCGAGGUGGAAUCGUCCGACACUAUCGACAAUGUCAAGUCCAAGAUCCAGGACAAGGAAGGCAUCCCACCGGACCAACAGCGCCUGAUCUUCGCCGGCAAGCAGCUCGAGGACGGCCGAACCCUCUCCGACUACAACAUCCAGAAGGAGUCGACCCUCCACUUGGUUCUCCGUCUCCGUGGUGGCAUGGCCAAGAAGCGCAAAAAGAAGGUGUACACCACUCCCAAGAAGAUCAAGCACAAGCGCAAAAAGACGAAAUUGGCUGUGCUCAAGUACUACAAGGUGGACGGUGAUGGAAAGAUUGAGCGUCUGCGUAGAGAGUGCCCCGCCGAGCAAUGCGGUGCCGGUAUCUUCAUGGCUGCCAUGCACAACCGCCAGUACUGCGGUCGCUGCCACCUCACCUACGUCUUUGACGACCCGAAGUAAAGGCGAUUCGAUGUGAAUAGCUGCGAUUGAGAAGGGAGGCCUUGAAUGGUCUGCAGUAGCUAUAUGCAAAUGGAAACCCUCGUCUGGACCACAUG